This is a messenger RNA of Linum tenue, 1824 nucleotides long. The record is from the annotation of a GenBank genome assembly. NCBI's taxonomy places the organism in Eukaryota, Viridiplantae, Streptophyta, Magnoliopsida, Malpighiales, Linaceae.
AUGAAGGCUAGGUGUAAGUACUGUCGUAAAUCCCUUGGUGGGGAAACAAGUAAUGGAACUUCACACCUAAGAAGCCAUAUCAAAACAUGUAUCCAAAAGAGGAUACAUGAUGGUUCUCAAAAAAUACUUGGUCCUAACUAUAAACCCUCUGGAAAUCCACAACUCUCUGCUUCUCAAUACAAUUAUGAGGUUUCUAGGAAGGAACUUUGUUCAAUGAUUCUGGUCCAUGAGUACCCCCUUAGCCUUGUUGAUCAUGUGGGUUUCAAACGUUUUUGUUGUUCUCUUCAACCUCAGUUCGCUGUUCCUAGUAGAAACACUGUCAAAAAGGACAUUUUGAGUUUGUAUGGUGUUGAAAGGGGUAAAUAUCAUACCAUUAUUGAUGGUAACCUGGGUCGGGUUUCAAUUACAACUGAUUUGUGGACUGCUAGAAAUCAGAAAAGGGGUUAUAUGGCAAUAACUGGUCACUUCAUUGAUAACUCUUGGAAGCUCCGUAACAUAAUGAUGAGAUUUAUGUAUGUUCCAGCCCCUCAUACUAGUGAAAGGCUUGCUGAUAGGUUGUUUGAUUGUCUUUUGGAUUGGAACAUUGAUGGUAAGUUGUCCUCAAUCACAUUGGACAAAUGUACCACCAAUGAUUCCAUGAUUUUCUACAUGAGAACUAAGCUUCUGAGCAGUGACUUGUUGCUUGAUGGUAAAUUGGUUCAUAUGAGGUGUUCUGCUCAUAUUCUGAAUUUGAUUGUAAGGGAUGGUUUGGAUGCAAUCAAGGAUGCUAUAAAUUUGAUUAGGGAGAGUGUAGUUUACUGGAAUUCUACACCUAAGAGGGUUCAAACCUUCUUCGAAGUUGCUAAGCAACUUAAGCUAUCUUUUGAGAAAAAGUUAGUCCUUGAUUGUCCAACUAGGUGGAAUUCCACCUAUCAUAUGCUCUCUGUUGCUAUUCCCUACAAGGAUGUUUUCUUUCGUUUGAGUUUGAGAGACAGUCAUUACACAUCAGUUCCUUCUAGUGAACAAUGGGAAUUUGCUUCUACUGUGAUUGGGAAGCUGGAAAUCUUUUCUGAGAUUACUGAGUUGUUCUCUGGUUCCAAAUAUCCCACUGCCAAUCUGUUCUUCCCUAAGAUAUGUGAUCUCAGAAUUAAACUGAAUGAGUGGGGUCUUGAUCCCAAUCCUGUGAUUUUUGGAAUGGCUAGUCAAAUGUCACUGAAGUUUGAUAAGUACUGGGAUGAUAUCCAUCUUGUGCUUGCUGUAUCGGUUGUUUUGGAUCCUAGAUAUAAACUCCAUGUGAUUGAAUACUAUGCUGGAAAGUUUGGGAAUACAGAAACUGGUUUGGUUGCUGAGAAUAUCAAGCAAAUGAUAUGUGGUUUGAUUCGUGAUUAUCAAACCAAAGCUGAGAACAAAUCUGGUUCUGAAUCUGGAACUUCUUCUUCUGGUUAUGGAACUGCCUCUGCCACUGAACUUGAUUUUGAACUCUUUGUAAGUCAAAGGAAAAAGAGUAAGACUUCCUUGAUUACAACUGAGUUGGAUAUGUAUCUUGCUGAGGAUAUCAUUCCUCGCACAGCAGAGUUUGAUCUGCUCUUGUGGUGGAAAUUGAAUGGUUUGAAGUAUCCGACCUUGCAAUCAAUUGCAAGGGACUUUCUGGCAAUCCCUAUUACUUCUGUGCCUUCUGAGAGUGCAUUUAGUUCUGGUGGGAGGUUGUUAGACCCUCACCGAAGCAGGCUGCAUUAUUCGACUGUGGAGGCAAUGAUGUGUACUAGGAGUUGGAUAAUGGAGGACAUGCAACGAGGUAAAAUGCAACUAAAUCUCUCAACUUUAUUGGUUUACGUUUUAGAAUAG